AUGCGGACCACCCCCACCAGGAUGUGGACCACCCCACAAGGUGCUGGCCGCCAGGUCCACCACCACCAGGCCCAUGCCACCAGGCUGGCCACCUGGUCCACCACCUCCUGGCUCCAUGCCACUAGGAUGCCCUCUGGCGGGCCUUCUGGUCCGCCACCACCUGGCUGCAUGCGGCCAGGAUGGCCACAACAACAAGGUGGCGCUGGUAACUCAGAAACGCCAGAUCCUCCCAAACCACCACAAAAUCCAAGUGACCCGCAUAAACCUCGAGAAGUGAAACCUCUGACUGAUCUGAAUUCUCCCCCUGGACUUGAUGAUGGUUCUAGUGUAGUGAAACCUCCAACAGGUCCGGUUCCUGGUAGUGGCAAUAAUGAAGUGAAACCUCCAACUGGUCCGAAUCCUGGCGCAGAAUCUGAUCCGCCACUCUACUAG
Messenger RNA from Brassica oleracea var. oleracea, 432 nucleotides. Its product is annotated as proline-rich proteoglycan 2-like. Lineage: Eukaryota; Viridiplantae; Streptophyta; Magnoliopsida; Brassicales; Brassicaceae. The transcript has a single exon. The record is from RefSeq and is a predicted model, not a curated record. The coding region runs from base 1 to 432 and encodes 143 amino acids.